Molecule: messenger RNA, 405 nt
Organism: Venustampulla echinocandica
Lineage: Eukaryota; Fungi; Ascomycota; Leotiomycetes; Helotiales; Pleuroascaceae
Exons: 3
Coding region: 1-405 (134 amino acids)
Source: RefSeq, a predicted model, not a curated record
AUGGCAGCACCAAAGUCUAGAGCUCCCCUCUACCUUGGCACAGCGGCAGCCGCUGGCGUAGGCUACUACCUCUACAAAGCAGGCGGGUCACCAAAGGCCGCAGAGAAGGAGCUGGAGCAUGAUCUUUCCAAAGCUUCGAGCAAAAUAAAGUCGGAGUUGCCUGGACGUGCCAAUCGAGUUGAGAAAGAAGGUGAGAAAUGGGCAACUGAGGCUGGUGCAAAGGUGGACGCUCUGACCGAGCAAGCAAAAUCAAAGCUCUCAAAAACCGGGGCUGAAAUUGAUCAAUACCGCAAGGACGCCAGCAAGGACAUUAACAAGAAAAUUGAUGCAGUUGAUCGGAAAUUCGAAGAAGGUGCAGAGAAGGCUAAGGGUGGCAUCACAAGCUGGUUUGGUGGUGGAAAGUAA